Messenger RNA from Plasmopara halstedii, 1233 nucleotides. RefSeq lists its product as uncharacterized. The coding region runs from base 1 to 1233 and encodes 410 amino acids. NCBI's taxonomy places the organism in Eukaryota, Oomycota, Peronosporomycetes, Peronosporales, Peronosporaceae. The transcript is spliced from 3 exons. The record is from RefSeq and is a predicted model, not a curated record.
AUGACCCCCAUAGAAUGGUUAAAACAUGUAAAUGCCUACUGGAUUAUCUCCAAUUUGGAUGACAGUAUUGAGAAAUAUGAUAACACGAAGUUACUAGCCUUUUUGGCGGAAAAAUUUAAACCACGAGGGGUGGUGGAUCUGUUUGGAAAGCUUGCAAACAUCCCAAAUUGCGAGAGAUUCGCAGAGGAUGUACAACGAACCAUGGUAUUGGAUUCCACGUACAAGGAUUUAGUGUUUGGUCUAUGGAUAGACAAAGGAUACAGCCCAGAAACGAUUCUCGACAUUUUUUUUUUUACGCACAAACCUGCGGUCAUUAAAGUUACGGAUCAACUAUUCUUGGUGUGGCUUGGGUACUUCACGUGGUACUGGAAACUUACAAACAGUAAAAGCCCAUUGCGCUACGUUGACUUUCUGAAGGCACUUCGCAAAUAUUUACCGAUAGAUUAUCUGGAUGAGAUGAUUCCAUCACAAGCGUUGAAGGAGGCUUUCUUAAAACAACAAGUUGACGGCGUGCUGGACGACUUAAAUAUCAUACGGUGGACUUGGCUUAUGGAUUAUUUUUUACGCAAAAAGGUUCGCCCAGAUCGUGUGUUUCUCAAAAUAAACAAAUAUUUGCAUGAUUUAGAUAAUCCAGACAGCCCUGUGCUGUUGUGGAUGCUCAAUUACGUCGUUUGGUACAGGAGACAGUCUACAUUUACCAACACCGAGCUGUUCAUAUUCUUGACUUCCAAACUCUCGUUUGAAUCGCUGAUGAAGAUGUUGCGAUCGCAAUGGAAAUCCCCGCAAUUUAAAAAACUAGCAAACGAUAUGCUGAACUCCAUGUUUUCUUCCACAACCAUGCUUACGACUUUGGCGAAAUCUGGAGUCAAACUUGAGGAAUAUUUUCGACACCUUGUCAGUGUAUAUAAUACGGCUGCUACGUCUUCUGAGCCGAAAUUCAUGGCAUUAACAAUAAGAUAUGACAUGGCUUCACAGUACCUCAAAUAUGCUUUGGUGGUAGAUUAUCACAUCAGAAAUAUGAAAUAUGACGACAGCUCAUUUGACAAAAGCUUCAACACCUCAUUUGACUUUUUGAGUAAGGAGAUGAAUGAUAUAUCGGAUUCUUUUUUGAAAAAAUUACUACACGACAUGUUAAUGAUGGUAACAUGUCGGUUCAAGAUAAGUGUUGUUAUGCUAUCGGCUGCCAAUUAUCCGCUUCACGAGAAAAUUUGGACGUUCCCAUCGAUCACAUAA